Messenger RNA from Cajanus cajan (pigeon pea), 1244 nucleotides. RefSeq names its product cytosolic sulfotransferase 15. Gene Ontology annotation, molecular function: sulfotransferase activity. NCBI's taxonomy places the organism in Eukaryota, Viridiplantae, Streptophyta, Magnoliopsida, Fabales, Fabaceae. The record is from RefSeq and is a predicted model, not a curated record.
AUCAUACUUAUCUAAACCUAAACUACCAUCACUUCUCAUCACUCUUUUCCAAUGGCUCCAACCAAGUUACCAAAACUCCAACCAAGUGGUGUGGAUGAAGCAAUUGAAGAAGAUGAGAAACUAAGCCAAGCCACCAAGGAGCUACUUCUCUCCCUUCCAAGAGAGAGAGGUUGGAGAACACCCUACGUGUAUCUAUUCCAAGGCUUUUGGUGCUCAUCACGUCAAAUCCAAGCCAUAAUCACUUUUCAAAAGCACUUCCAAGCCAAGGAUAGUGAUGUCCUUGUGGCCACUGUGCCAAAAUCAGGCACCACAUGGUUGAAGGCCCUAACUUUUGCCACUAUGAACCGCCACCACUUCUCUUGUUUCACCAAGAACCACCCUCUUCUCACUUCCAACCCCCAUGACCUUGUCCCCUUUUUCGAGUUCACAGUUUAUGCUAACCAUGAUGACAAGGUUCCUGAUCUAUCCAACAUGCAUGAGCCAAGAAUUUUUGGCACCCAUGUUCCAUUUGCUUCGUUGCCUAGUUCAAUCAAAGAGUCCAAUUGCAAGGUGAUCUACAUAUGUAGAAACCCUUUUGACACUUUUGUCUCUUUUUGGAUUUUUGCCGACAAAACCAAGCCAGGGUCAUUGCCCACAUUGCCACUAGAGGAGGCUUUUGAAAUGUAUUGCAAAGGGGUGUCUGUUUUUGGCCCAUUUUGGACUCACAUGCUUGGCUAUUGGAAGGAGAGCGUAGAGAGUCCAAACAAAGUUCUCUUCUUGAUGUAUGAGGAUCUCAUAGAAGAUGUCAAUUUUCACCUCAAAAGGGUGGCUGAAUUCUUGGGUUGUCCUUUCACAUUGGAGGAAGAAAGCAGUGGUGUGAUUGAGGGCAUAACCAAGUUGUGUAGCUUUGAGAAAAUGAAGGAGUUGGAGGUAAACAAGCAUGGGACAUGUGCCACGACCGUUGAAAAUAAGUAUUAUUUCAGGAAGGGUGAAGUAGGAGAUUGGGUUAAUUAUCUCUCUCCUUCAAUGGCAGAGAAAUUAACCAAAGUCAUAGAAGAGAAGUUAGGUGGGUCUGGUUUGUCAUUUAGAAUGAACUCUUAGUACAAGCUGCUAGUGGUGCAUGUUGUGGUGGAUGUUGAAUAUGAGUAUUUGCUUGAAUAAGCUUUUCCUGCUAAUGGUGUAUGUUAGUGGUGCAUGUUGAAAACAUAAGAGUAUAUAUGUUGGCCUAUCAUGAAAAUCAAUAAUAGCCUCAAAUUCAAGAUAAA